AUGGGAACAAGAUGGACUCUCCCUGGACCUUUCCUACUUGUUCUCCUCUGUUAUGGACAGCUCUUGCCAUGGCUCAGGACCGAGAGUGAUCACACCUCAGGUGCCUUCUACAAUGAGACCAAGGCAAGGAUGUUCCUGCAGUUUUAUGACAAGACAGCCCAAGUUGUGUUGAACCAGUUCAUGGAGGCCACUUGGAACUAUGUCACCAACAUCACCAAAGAAAAUAGGAAGGAGAUGCUGCAAAAGGAUAUGGAGAGGUCCCAGUUCAUGGCAUACUUUGGCAAAUGGGCCCGCCUGUUUAAGAGCACCCGAUUCCAGGAUCCAGCUGUGAAGCGCAUGCUGUGUGAGCCGCAGGACAUAGAUAAGGCGGCCUUGCCCAAGGACGAGCUCCGUGAGUACAAGCUUCUGGCCCACAUGGAGCUGACGUACAGCACGGCCCAGGUGUGCCUCAGUGAGGGGCCCUGCCUGACCCUGGAGCCUGAACUCAGAGAAGUCAUGGCCACCUCCAGGGAAGAGAAGGAGCUGCUGUGGGCCUGGCAGGGCUGGCGGGAUGCUGUGGGUCCUGAGAUCUACAGCACCUUCGAGCACUAUGUGGAGCUCAGCAACAAGGCUGCUCAGCUCAGUGGUUAUAAAGACAUGGGGGCCUUGUGGCACUCCAAAUACGAGUCGGACACCCUGGAGCAGGACCUGGAGCAGCUUUAGCAGGAGCUGCAGCUGCUCUACCUGAACCUGCACACCUACGUGCGCCGGGCCCUGCACCGCCGCUACGGGCCCCAGCUCAUCAACCCGAGGGGCCCCAUCCCCGCCCACCUCCUGGGAAACAUGUGGGCCCAGUCCUGGGUCAACCUCUUAGACCUGGUCUUGCCCUUCCCGGAGAAGAUCCCCGAGGUCACCACGAAGAUCACGAAAGGCCAGCACUGGGAUCUGCAGAAAAUGUUUAAAGAGGCUGAGAAAUUCCUCACCUCCUUGGGGCUGCUGCCCGCCCCACCUGAUUUCUGGAAAAAGUCUAUGUUGGAGAGGCCGACUGAUGGGUGGGAGGGGGAGUGCCAAACCUGUGUCUGGAACUGCUACAAGGGCGAUGACUUCAGGAUAAAGAAGUGCACUGAGGUGACCACAGAAGACCUGCUCUCCAUCUUCCACCAGAUGGGCCACAUCCAGUACUUCUUCCAGUACAAGAACCUCUCUGUGAUCUUCCAUGCAGGUGCCGACCCAGCCUUUGAAGAGGCCGUGGGGUUGGUGAUCACCCUCUCGGCCUCCUCCCACAAUCACCUGCUCACCAUAGGCCUGCUCAGCCUCCUGCACCAGAACGCAGAGAACAAAGUCAAUUUCAUGAUGGGCAUUGUCCUGGAGAAGAUCACCUUCAUCCCUUUUGCCUACCUAAUAGAUCUGUUUUGCUGGAAGGUCUUUAAUGGCACCAUCCAGAAGAAUGUCUACAACCAGGAGUGGUGGAGCCUCAGGUUGAAGUACCAGGGCCUGUGCCCUCCCAUUCCUCGGUCAGAGGAGGACUUUGAUCCCAGUGCCAAGUUCCACAUUUCCGCCAGCGUGCCCUACAUAUGGUACUUCCUCAGCCUAGUGCUCCAGUCCCAGUUCCAUGAAGCACUGUGCAAGGCCUCAGGCCACGUGGGUCCGCUGCACCAGUGUGACAUCUACAACUCCAAGAUAGCUGGAAAGCUCCUGGAGGAUGUGCUAAAGCUGGGCUCAAGCAAGCCCUGACCAGAGGUCCUGCAGAAGCUGACUAGGCAGUCCAAGGUGUCUACGAAGUCUCUUAUGACCUACUUCAAACCCCUGCUGAACUGGCUGGUGACUGAAAAUGUGUGGCAUGGAGAGAUCCUGGGUUGGCCAGACUUCAGCUGUUCCUUUGAAGAAAAAGAAAGAAGCAAAGUGACAUUUCUGAGUCUGGAGCUGAGCCCUAACCAGGCCAACUUUGGGCAGUGGCUGCUGCUGGCCCUGAGCUUCGUCAUGUUCCUGGUGGUCCUGGGGCUGGCCUGCAGGCUGUAUUCCCUGGAAAAACGGGCACUGGACCAGGAGAGAAUGAUAUUCAGCACACUGCCCACUGCCAACUUCCUGGGGAUGACCAUGGAGACCCACGAGGCUGCCAGAAGACAGUGGAUGCUGCUGGGUCUCUGCUUCAUCCUGAUUCUGUUCUCGGAUGGCCUGACCAUUUGGAUUUUAACACAGCACAGCUGGAAGCUUCCACGGAUGUGA
Cynocephalus volans (Philippine flying lemur) is the source of this 2205-nucleotide messenger RNA. RefSeq names its product angiotensin-converting enzyme-like protein Ace3. The record is from RefSeq and is a predicted model, not a curated record. Gene Ontology annotation, cellular component: plasma membrane. Gene Ontology annotation, molecular function: peptidyl-dipeptidase activity; metallopeptidase activity. The transcript is spliced from 14 exons. Lineage: Eukaryota; Metazoa; Chordata; Mammalia; Dermoptera; Cynocephalidae. Gene Ontology annotation, biological process: proteolysis; positive regulation of systemic arterial blood pressure; regulation of systemic arterial blood pressure by renin-angiotensin.